This is a messenger RNA of Chrysoperla carnea, 1089 nucleotides long. Its product is annotated as zinc finger protein 2-like. NCBI's taxonomy places the organism in Eukaryota, Metazoa, Arthropoda, Insecta, Neuroptera, Chrysopidae. Gene Ontology annotation, molecular function: RNA polymerase II cis-regulatory region sequence-specific DNA binding; DNA-binding transcription factor activity, RNA polymerase II-specific. The coding region runs from base 1 to 1089 and encodes 362 amino acids. The record is from RefSeq and is a predicted model, not a curated record. Gene Ontology annotation, biological process: regulation of transcription by RNA polymerase II. The transcript has 4 exons.
AUGGUUGACACAUGUAUUAAUGAAAAUAUUAUUUUAUUGAAGUCAUACAAUGACGGUAAUGUAAAUAGAAUUUGUCGUACAUGUAUGAAAUAUAACGUGAAUGAUCAAAAUGAAUUUCAAUCAGUAUUUAGUAUAAAUAAUUGUAAUAAUUUAUCAAUACAAAUAUCAGAUAUGAUUAUGGAAUGUACUUCUAUAGAAAUCAAAGAAAAUGAAGAAUAUCCAUUUAAAAUUAUAGAAGACAAUGAUGAUGGUGAUAAUAAAGAAGAAGAAUUGAAAGGAAAUCAAAAUAAAUACAUGUGUUCAAUAUGUAAUAAAUCAUUUAGUUUUAAUCAAAAUUUAAAACGACAUUAUAAAAUACAUACUGGAGAACGUCCUUAUAAAUGUACGAUUUGUUCAAAAUCAUUUAUACAACAGGUCACAUUAAAUGCACAUGUUCGAGUUCACACGGGGGAAAGACCUUACAAAUGUACAAUAUGUUCCAAAUCAUUUAAACAAUCAAAACAUUGUAGUUUACAUAUAAAAACACAUUCAAACAAAAAAUUAAAUAAAAUUCGUAUUAAAACUUCAAUUACAAAUAAUACCACUAAUAACAAUUAUAAAUGUACAGUAUGUACUAAAGAAUACAAUACAAAACAAUUAUUAAAACUACAUGAAGUACAACAUGGUGAAAAGAAAUAUUUAUGUAGUGAUUGUGGUAAAUCAUUUUAUACAAAAACAAGUUUAAAUCAGCAUACAAUUGUACAUACACAACUCAAAUCAUACCAAUGUACAGUGUGUUUAAAAUCAUUUGCAUAUGCAUCUUAUUUAAAAGUACAUUUAUUAACACAUACUGGAGAACGGCCAUAUAAAUGUACCGAAUGUUUUAAAACGUUCUUACAAUCAACACAUUUAAAAACACAUUAUAAAACAACACAUUCAAAUGUUAAACCAUAUCAAUGUACUGUGUGUUCAAAAGCGUUCUCAUUGAAAGGUAAUUUAAUUGUACAUGAACGUAUUCAUACCGGUGAGACACCGUACAUAUGCAAUAUAUGUAAUAAAGGUUUUUAUGAUUCAAGUUCAUUAAAAAAGCAUAUUAAAUCACAUAAAUAA